Molecule: messenger RNA, 1854 nt
Organism: Apodemus sylvaticus (European woodmouse)
Lineage: Eukaryota; Metazoa; Chordata; Mammalia; Rodentia; Muridae
Gene: Ceacam20
Product: CEA cell adhesion molecule 20
Exons: 13
Coding region: 1-1854 (617 amino acids)
Biological process (GO): heterophilic cell-cell adhesion
Cellular component (GO): cell surface
Source: RefSeq, a predicted model, not a curated record
AUGGCGACCCACAAAUUUGACCAAGUGGACUAUGACACACGAGUCCGACAGACCCAAGCUGCCUUUGAUCUUGAUCUUUAUGGCAGCAACAGACUCCUGAGUGACGCCUUCCUCCUGAGCACACGGGGCCCCCCAGCUGCUGCCCACGUCCCCCGCCAUGCUGACCCGCUUAGUCGCUCCCAGAUGGAGAAAGCUGCACUGGGUCCCACCCUCACAGUCAGUCAGAGUCUCGUCACGGAGCAGAGGGACACGGCAGUCUUCUACUGUAACACCAACGCUGAUGAUGUCACCGUCCACUGGGUCUACAACAACUCUCCACUCGCGGUGAAUGAGCGCAUGGUGCUGUCUGCAGAUAACAAGACCCUCACCAUCCUUGUUGUCCAGCGUGAGGACUGGGGGUCUUACCUGUGUGAAGUACAGCGUGACUUUUCUGAGGGUCAGAAAAGUGACAUUGCCUCGCUGACGGUGAACUAUGGUCCUGACCCUGUGUCAAUCAAGCUGGACUCAGAAGUAGUCACUGGGGACGUGGUUGAGGUGAUGGAAGGCCAGGCUGUGAACUUCCGGGUGGAGACACAGAGUUACCCUCCCCCUGCCUAUGCCUGGUAUGUCCCAAGUGACUCCCUCCAGCCCUCCACCACAGAAGCAUUCUCCAUCCAGACUGUGUCCAGGGAACAUGAGGGCUUGUACAGGUGUCUGGUGUCCAACGCUGUCACCAACUUGUCCCGCCUAGGUGUUGUCGAAGUCCAAGUGCUUGAAACAUUGACUGCGCCGUCUAUCGAGCUCCCAACCUCGGCCCUCGUGGAGAACGCCACCUCCGUGAAUCUGACCUGCAAAACCAGCCACCAGAGGGUUGGUGUUCAUUGGUUUCUGAAGGGUCAGCUUCUCAGGCCUAGUGAGCGCCUGACACUGUCAUCCCAAAACAGAACCCUGACCAUCCAUGGCCUUCAGAGAGAUGACACUGGGCCCUAUGAGUGUGAGGUGUGGAACUGGGGUAGCCAGGCGCGCAGCGUCCCUCUGAAGCUCACCAUCAACUAUGGCCCCGACCAAGUGGACAUCACCCAGGGGUCAGCAUCUGGAGUGGUCAGCACCAUUGAGGUAACGCUCAACUCCAGCCUGACGCUGCACUGCUGGGCGGACUCCGAACCAGGUGCCAGGUAUCACUGGAUCCAUGAGCACUCCUCUGAAGUGCUUGCUGGGGAGCAGCUGAGCAUUGAGGCACUGAGGCAGGAGCAUCAGGGCACUUACAGCUGCACAAGCUCCAAUGAUGUCACCGGCCUGUCCCGAUCCGCCUCUGUCCUGGUCAUGGUGGUGGGUCUCCAGUCAUCCUCUGUGUCUCCUGGAGCCAUCGCUGGUAUCGUUAUCGGGAUCCUGGUUGCCAUUGCUUUGGCGAUAGGACUGGGUUACUUCCUCUACAGCACAAAGGACAGAUGGACCCGCAGGAGAUCAGCCAGUGAUACAACGAGCUCUAGUACCAUGCCACCCACCUCUGUGAUGCAGAGCACCCCGGAGUCCAGACACAACAAACCAAAGACUGUGCACGACAGCACGCAGAAUCCCGAAGGGGAGGCCGGAGGCAGAAAGAUACUGCCACCGCCACGUGUCUCCCCAGAGCAGUUCUAUGAGAAGAAACCUCCUUCAGCAGCUACUGAGGGCCCCAGGAAGCCAUUGCCUCAAAUCCAGAAGCAACGAUUGGUCCCCCCGGGACCAGACAGAAAUGAAGAGUUAAAUUAUGAGAAGAAACCUCCUUCAGCAGCUACUGAGGGCCCCAGGAAGCCAUUGCCUCAAAUCCAGAAGGAACAAUUGGUCCCCCCGGGACCAGACAGAAAUGAAGAGUUAAAUUAUGAGGUAUUCUGA